Molecule: messenger RNA, 543 nt
Organism: Emiliania huxleyi CCMP1516
Lineage: Eukaryota; Haptophyta; Isochrysidales; Noelaerhabdaceae
Exons: 3
Coding region: 1-543 (180 amino acids)
Source: RefSeq, a predicted model, not a curated record
AUGCCUCGUCUGCACUCCGAGCUCGCUCGCGAGACCAUCGCCUACACCGCCGGCUUCCUCGUUCUCCAUUUCGUCUGCCGCACUCUCUCACACUACGCGUCUCCUACCUUCCGCCGCUGCUCACCUUCGGACAAGGCGUACUGGGCUGCGAGCAUGGUCUCCACCGUCAACGCUCUCGGCAACGCGUACUGGUGGCGCGAGUGGAGCGGCGUCGAGGCGACCACAGUGCACCACGUCAUCGGCAUGGUUGCGUACUGGCGGGUGCUCACGGGCGGGUUCUGCCACUUCCACGCCCUGUGCGGCUGGCUGCUCGAGGCGACCACUCCCUUUGCGCUGCGCAUCCUUCUGUUCGGGUGGGCCCUCUCGCAGCGCGCCUCGGAGCAGGUGGCGGAGCUCGACGCGCCGAACGCGGCGAUCAUGUACUUCGCCUUCGCCGGCGGCUACCUGCUGCAGUGGUUCUGGGGGUACAAGCUGCUCCGCGGGCUCCUCAAGGCGCUCGGGGUCGUCGGCAAGAGCGGCACGAGGGACGCAAAGGCGUUGUGA